ACACCUCCCGGUCGCUGCUGUAGCGGAGCCGCGCGGGCGCCAUGAAGGAGACGGACCGCGAGGCCGUGGGCACGGCCGUGCAGCGGGUGGCGGGCAUGCUGCAGCGGCCCGACCAGCUGGACAAGGUGGAGCAGUACCGCCGCCGCGAGGCCCGCAAGAAGGCGUCAGUGGAGGCGCGACUCAAGGCUGCUAUCCAGUCGCAACUGGACGGGGUGCGCACAGGCCUGAGCCAGCUGCACAGUGCCCUCACUGAUGUCAAGGACAUACAGCAGUCCCUAGCCGAUGUCAGCACAGACUGGAGGCAGAGCAUCAACACCAUUGAGAGCCUCAAGGACGUGAAGGACGCUGUGGUACGGCACAGCCAACUUGCUGCUGCUGUGGAGAACCUGAAGAGCAUCUUCUCAGUGCCUGAGAUUGUGAGGGAGACCCAGGACCUCAUAGAACAAGGAGAGCUCCUGCAGGCCCACCGUAAGCUCAUGGACCUAGAGUGCUCCCGGGAUGGGCUGAUGUACGAGCAGUACCGCAUGGACAGUGGGAACACACGUGACAUGACCCUCAUCCACAGCUACUUUGGGAGCACACAGGGUCUCUCUGAUGAGCUGGCCAAACAGCUAUGGAUGGUGCUGCAGAGAGCAUUGGUCACUGUCCGUCGUGAUCCCACCCUCCUGGUCUCGGUUGUCAGGAUCAUUGAAAGGGAAGAAAAAAUUGAUAGACGCAUCCUUGACCGGAAAAAGCAAACAGGCUUUGUUCCUCCUGGGAGGCCCAAGAAUUGGAAGGAGAAGAUGUUUGCCAUCCUGGACAGAACUGUGACCACGCGAAUUGAGGGCACGCAAGCUGACACCAGGGAGUCCGACAAGAUGUGGCUUGUGCGCCACCUGGAGAUCAUUCGGAAAUAUGUCCUAGAUGACCUGCUUGUGACCAAGAACCUCAUGGUGCAAUGCUUCCCUCCACAUUACGAGAUCUUCAGGCACCUUCUACAAAUGUACCAUCAGGCUCUGAGUACACGCAUGCAGGAGCUUGCAUCUGAAGAUCUGGAAGCAAAUGAGAUUGUGAGCCUGUUGACGUGGGUCUUAAACACCUACACCAGUGCAGAGAUGAUGGGGAACGUGGAGCUGGCCCCAGAGGUGGAUGCCAGCAGCCUGGACUCUCUUCUCUCUCCACACAUGGUCUCAGAACUGCUCGACACCUACAUGUCAACCCUCACCUCCAAUAUCAUUGCCUGGCUGCGGAAAGCACUGGAAACUGACAAGAAAGAUUGGUUACGAGAGACGGAACCAGAAGCUGACCAGGAUGGCUACUAUCAGACCACGCUCCCUGCCAUUGUGUUCCAGAUGUUUGAGCAGAACCUUCAAGUUGCUGCUCAGAUUAGCGAGGACUUGAAGACAAAGGUGCUGGUUCUGUGUCUUCAGCAGAUGAGCUCUUUCUUAAGCAGGUAUAAAGAAGAAGCUCAGCUCUACAAGGAGGAUCACCUACGUAACCGCCAGCACCCACAGUGCUAUGUGCACUACAUGGUUGCCAUCAUCAACAACUGCCAGACCUUCAAAGAAUCUGUAGUCAGCCUGAAAAGGAAGUACAUGAAGAGCAGCUUGGACCCAGACCUGUCUCUGAGCCAACCCAGUGUGGAUGGAAUUCUAGACAGCAUUGCGCAGGAGGGCUGCAGCAGCCUACUGGAGGAAGUCUUUCUGGACCUAGAGCAACAUCUCAAUGAGCUGAUGACGAAGAAAUGGCUUCUCGGCUCCAAUGCUGUAGACAUCAUCUGUGUCACCGUGGAGGACUACUUCAAUGACUUUGCAAGAAUUAAGAAGCCAUAUAAGAAGAGGCUGACGGCUGAGGCGCACAGACGUGUGGUGGUGGAGUACCUGAGGGCUGUCAUGCAGAAGCGCAUCUCCUUCCGGAGUGCAGAGGAACGCAAGGAGGGUGCCGAGAGAAUGGUCCGGGAGGCUGAGCAACUUCGAUUCCUAUUCCGGAAGCUGUCUUCUGGACUUGGCGAAGAAACAGAUGGACACUGUGACACUAUCAUUGCUGUUGCUGAGGUCAUUAAGCUGACAGACCCUUCUCUACUCUACCUGGAAGUCUCAACACUGGUUAGCAAAUACCCAGACAUUAGGGAUGACCACAUUGGAGCACUACUGGCCAUGCGAGGGGAUGCCAGCAGGGACAUGAAGCAGACCAUCAUUGAGACUCUGGAGCAGGGCUCCGCUCAGCCCAACCCCAACUAUGUGCCCAUCUUCAAAGAGAUUACUGUCCCCAGUCUGAAUGUGGCCAAGCUCCUCAAGUAGCCUAUGCCACCACUGUUUGCUAAGUCGUGCUCCAGCCAAGACUCAGGCCACACUGGGUGUUGUAGUCCUGGGUGCCGUCUGCAAGACUCUCAAGCGUGAGAACCUCCUUGGUGAGGUAGGACCAUGCGGGAGGACCAGGAGGCCUAGAUUGAGCACUUUCCCACCCUUCUGUGUAAUAAAAGCGAGUCACCAUGUCUGUGAGAAGUGAAGCAGC
Messenger RNA from Sorex fumeus (smoky shrew), 2493 nucleotides. It is a transcript of the gene EXOC3, whose product is annotated as exocyst complex component 3. The record is from RefSeq and is a predicted model, not a curated record. The transcript has 12 exons. Gene Ontology annotation, molecular function: SNARE binding. Gene Ontology annotation, cellular component: exocyst. Gene Ontology annotation, biological process: exocyst localization; exocytosis. Lineage: Eukaryota; Metazoa; Chordata; Mammalia; Eulipotyphla; Soricidae. Bases 42 to 2279 code for a protein of 745 amino acids.